CUUACAAAUUAUAUAUAUUAAAAAAAUAGAUAUAUAUGUAAGCAGAGAGAGAGAGAGAUCUCUGCACACUUUCCAACCGCUUCUUAUACGACAGAUCAUCACACCACACCAAGAAGUCGCUAAAUCCUUUUUCUCACUUUUGCAGCUUCUUCUUGAUCCUUUUCCAGGAACACAAGGCACCUGGUGAAAAUAUAAUGGCUUCAGAGAGCGGCGUAAAAGGUGAUUCAAAUAUAGUAGAAGAGGUUUCUGAAACCAAACGAGAAAGCAAAGAAGAAGGAGAAGCUAUGAAAACAGAGAAGCAGAACAAGGAAGACCAUGAUGAGAAAACCAAGACGGUGCCGUUUUACAAGCUCUUUGCUUUUGCAGAUUCCUUUGAUUUCCUCUUGAUGCUCCUCGGGACGCUUGGAUCUAUCGGAAAUGGUCUCGGCUUCCCUAUCAUGACCUUACUGUUCGGAGACCUUGUAGAUGCUUUUGGACAGAAUCAGACUAAUACAACCGACAAAGUCUCCAAAAUUGCACUGAAGUUUGUAUAUCUUGGAAUCGGUACUUUUGUUGCUGCUUUUCUCCAAUUGUCUGGUUGGAUGAUUUCGGGAGAGAGACAAGCCGCUAGAAUAAGGAGUUUGUAUCUUAAAACUAUCUUAAGACAAGAUAUCACGUUUUUCGACAUCGAUACAAAUACAGGAGAAGUCGUUGGAAGGAUGUCUGGUGACACUGUGCUAAUCCAAGAUGCCAUGGGAGAGAAGGUGGGGAAAGCUAUACAACUUGUAUCAACAUUUGUGGGAGGCUUUGUAAUAGCUUUCAUUAGAGGAUGGCUUCUAACUUUGGUCAUGUUAUCUUCAAUUCCUCUUCUUGUAAUGUCUGGUGCACUUCUCGCUAUCGUCAUUGCUAAAACAGCUUCUCGUGGACAAACUGCUUACGCUAAAGCUGCGGUUGUAGUUGAGCAAACAAUUGGUUCUAUACGAACGGUUGCUUCCUUUACUGGAGAGAAACAAGCUAUAAGCAAUUACAAUAAACAUCUUGUCUCUGCUUAUAAAGCAGGAGUCAUUGAAGGUGGUUCAACUGGAUUGGGACUCGGAACACUCUUUCUUGUUAUCUUUUGUAGUUACGCUUUAGCAGUAUGGUAUGGAGGGAAGUUAAUAUUGGAAAAAGGGUACACAGGAGGACAAGUUCUCAAUGUCAUCAUCUCUGUUUUAACUGGAUCCAUGUCGUUAGGUCAAGCAUCGCCUUGCUUAAGCGCGUUUGCAGCUGGACAAGCCGCUGCUUACAAGAUGUUUGAGACAAUAGAGAGAAAGCCUGACAUAGAUUCUUAUAGUACAGAUGGUAAAGUGUUGGAUGACAUUAAGGGAGAUAUUGAGCUUAAAGAUGUUUACUUUACGUAUCCGGCUAGACCUGACGAGCAAAUAUUCCGUGGCUUUUCGCUGUUUGUCUCAAGUGGUUCAACGGUGGCUUUAGUUGGACAGAGUGGUAGCGGGAAAUCUACUGUUGUGAGUCUUAUUGAGAGGUUUUAUGAUCCGCAAGCCGGUGAAGUUCUCAUAGAUGGGAUUAACUUAAAAGAGUUCCAGCUAAGAUGGAUCAGAAGCAAGAUUGGACUUGUGAGUCAAGAGCCAGUUUUGUUCACUGCAAGCAUCAAGGACAACAUUGCUUACGGCAAAGAAGAUGCGACAAUCGAAGAGAUUAGAGCGGCUGCAGAGCUAGCAAACGCAUCUAAAUUUGUGGAUAAGCUUCCACAGGGUUUGGAUACAAUGGUGGGAGAACACGGGACUCAGCUUUCAGGUGGACAAAAACAGAGAAUCGCUGUGGCUAGAGCGAUUUUAAAAGAUCCAAGAAUCUUGCUUUUGGAUGAAGCUACAAGUGCACUUGAUGCAGAAUCUGAAAGAGUGGUUCAAGAAGCACUUGACAGAAUCAUGGUUAACCGGACUACAGUUGUGGUUGCUCAUCGGUUAAGCACGGUGAGAAACGCGGAUAUGAUCGCUGUGAUUCACCAAGGAAAGAUUGUAGAGAAAGGUUCACACACGGAACUACUACAGGACAGCGAAGGAGCUUAUUCUCAGCUGAUUCGUCUACAAGAAGAGAAGAAAUCAGAUGAGAAUGCAUCGGAUGAGAGAAAGAUGUCAUCAAUUGAAUCAUUCAAACAAUCUAGUUUGAGAAAAUCGUCGCUAGGGCGUUCUCUAAGCAAAGGAGGAUCAUCCAGAGGAAACAGCAGCCGCCAUUCUUUCAAUAUGUUUGGCUUUCCAGCAGGAAUUGACGCUCAAGACCAAGAUCAAGAAGAGGCUACUACAGAACCUAAAACCAAACAAAAGAAAGUCUCAAUCUUCAGAAUAGCUGCUCUAAACAAACCGGAGAUUCCGGUACUUAUACUCGGAUCAAUAUCCGCAGCAGCAAACGGUGUUAUUCUUCCUCUUUUUGGGAUACUACUCUCAAGUGUAAUCGACGCUUUUUUCCAACCGCCUAAAAAGCUGAAAGAAGAUACAAGCUUUUGGGCAGUCAUAUUCAUGGUUCUUGGUUUCGCAUCCAUCAUAGCAUACCCAGCACAAACCUUCUUCUUUGGGAUAGCUGGAUGUAAACUUGUGCAGAGGAUCAGAAGUAUGUGUUUUGAGAAAGUGGUUCACAUGGAAGUUGGAUGGUUUGACGAGCCAGAGAAUUCUAGUGGAACCAUAGGAGCAAGACUAUCAGCAGAUGCAGCCACAAUCCGUGGUCUAGUUGGGGAUGCUUUGGCUCAGACGGUUCAGAAUCUUUCAUCUAUAUUGGCUGGUUUGAUCAUUGCCUUCUUGGCUUGUUGGCAACUGUCCUUCGUCGUCCUCGCCAUGCUCCCGCUUAUUGCACUCAAUGGAUUUCUAUACAUGAAGUUCAUGACAGGUUUCAGCGCAGAUGCAAAGAAAAUGUAUGGGGAAGCAAGCCAAGUGGCUAAUGACGCGGUAGGGAGCAUUAGAACCGUUGCUUCAUUCUGUGCAGAAGACAAAGUGAUGAAAAUGUACACAAAGAAAUGUGAAGGUCCAAUGAAGACAGGGAUUCGUCAAGGCAUAGUCAGUGGUAUUGGUUUCGGCUUCUCUUUCUUCGUCCUCUUCGCUUCUUACGCUACCAGUUUCUACGUUGGAGCUCGCCUUGUCGAUGACGGCAAAACAACAUUCGACGCUGUCUUCAGGGUGUUCUUUGCUUUGACAAUGGCGGCAAUGGCGAUAUCUCAAUCGAGUUCGUUAUCUCCUGAUUCAAGCAAAGCAGAUGUAGCUGCCGCUUCGAUAUUCGCAAUCAUGGACAGAGAAUCAAAGAUUGACCCGAGUGUUGAGUCAGGAAGAGUGUUGGAAAAUGUUAAAGGAGACAUUGAGCUUCGUCAUGUUAGUUUCAAAUACCCAGCGAGACCAGAUGUUCAAAUCUUCCAAGAUCUUUGUCUAAGCAUUCGAGCCGGAAAGACAGUUGCUUUGGUCGGAGAAAGCGGGAGCGGGAAAUCAACGGUGAUAGCAUUGUUGCAGAGGUUUUACGAUCCAGAUUCAGGCGAGAUCACUCUUGACGGUGUAGAGAUCAAGAGCCUGCGAUUGAAAUGGUUGAGACAACAGACGGGGCUUGUGAGCCAAGAACCAAUCUUGUUCAACGAGACAAUCAGAGCCAACAUUGCUUACGGCAAAGGAGGAGACGCCAGUGAAUCCGAAAUCGUAUCUUCAGCUGAAUUAUCAAACGCCCAUGGUUUCAUCAGUGGUCUACAACAGGGCUACGAUACGAUGGUGGGAGAAAGAGGAAUUCAAUUAUCAGGUGGACAGAAGCAACGAGUAGCCAUUGCUAGAGCCAUCGUCAAGGAUCCAAAGGUACUGCUACUCGACGAAGCGACGAGUGCUCUUGACGCCGAGUCUGAACGAGUGGUCCAAGACGCUCUUGACCGGGUUAUGGUAAACCGGACAACAAUUGUAGUAGCUCACCGGUUAUCGACGAUUAAAAACGCUGACGUAAUCGCCGUCGUUAAGAACGGCGUUAUCGUUGAGAAAGGAAAACACGAGACUUUGAUCAAUAUCCAAGACGGCGUUUAUGCUUCGUUAGUUCAGCUUCAUCUCACUGCAGCUUCUUAA
Camelina sativa (false flax) is the source of this 4055-nucleotide messenger RNA. The record is from RefSeq and is a predicted model, not a curated record. Lineage: Eukaryota; Viridiplantae; Streptophyta; Magnoliopsida; Brassicales; Brassicaceae.